Messenger RNA from Mobula hypostoma (lesser devil ray), 2023 nucleotides. RefSeq names its product frizzled-1-like. The transcript has a single exon. Lineage: Eukaryota; Metazoa; Chordata; Chondrichthyes; Myliobatiformes; Myliobatidae. Bases 237 to 1925 code for a protein of 562 amino acids. Gene Ontology annotation, biological process: canonical Wnt signaling pathway; non-canonical Wnt signaling pathway. The record is from RefSeq and is a predicted model, not a curated record. Gene Ontology annotation, cellular component: plasma membrane. Gene Ontology annotation, molecular function: Wnt receptor activity; Wnt-protein binding.
CCUGGAAACAGGCGGCGUGGAACUGAUGGAGUGACACAAAUGGCUAGUGGAGUCGGAGCUGGGUUGCUGCUCGAAUUGAGGCUGUUUUCCUUUGGCAUCUGAAUUGCCUGAGAUUAAAAUCAUUUUCUCUAACGUAAGUUUUUAAAAGAAUCGGAAAAACUUAUGCUGUGCUGAAUGCCGUAAGAACAAAUAUUUGUGCCGGAGUGAAAGAAGUAGUUUGAAGAGCAAGAGAAAGUAUGGCUGUGUGUAAUUGUUUCCAUCUGGAUUUAUGCAAACUUGUGAGCUCUCGGUGGCUGUUUGUGCUCCAUUUGUUUCUGCAAAGUUUGGGACCUGUGCGGCCACAGGGGCAGUACAAUGGCGAAAGAGGCAUCUCGAUUCCAGACCACGGCUUUUGCCAGCCGAUCUCGAUCCCUCUGUGUACGGACAUCGCCUAUAACCAAACCAUCAUGCCGAACUUGCUGGGGCACACCAAUCAGGAUGACGCCGGCCUGGAAGUUCACCAGUUCUAUCCGCUGGUGAAAGUGCAGUGUUCGCCCGAGCUGAAGUUUUUCCUCUGCUCCAUGUACGCGCCGGUGUGCACCGUGCUGGAGCAGGCGAUCCCCCCGUGCCGAUCGCUAUGCGAGAGGGCCAGGCAGGGGUGCGAGGCGCUCAUGAACAAAUUCGGUUUCCAGUGGCCCGAGAAUCUCCGAUGCGAAAACUUUCCAAUCCACGGAUCUAUCGACCUGUGCGUCGGGCAGAACAAAACAGAGAAGGGCAGCCCUACCUUAGAUCCCACACAAGCAUUAACCGACGUCGGCACCGUUCGCCCCACUCGGGACCAGUUUUCCUGCCCUCGGGUACUGAAGGUACCCACUUACCUGAACUACCAUUUUAUGGGGGAGAAGGACUGCGGCGCUCCCUGUGAGUCCUCUAGAACCAACGGGCUGAUGUAUUUCAGCCAAGAGGAGCUGAAGUUCGCCAGGAUCUGGAUCGGUAUUUGGUCGGUUCUGUGCUGCGCCUCCACCCUGUUCACGGUGCUCACCUACCUGGUGGAUAUGCAGAGGUUCAGUUACCCCGAGCGUCCCAUCAUAUUCCUGUCGGGCUGUUACACAAUGGUGGCCAUCGCCUACAUCGGCGGCUUUCUGCUGGAAGAAAAAGUGGUGUGCAACGAGAAGUUCGCCGAAGACGGCUACAAAACGGUGGCCCAGGGCACCAAGAAAGAAGGCUGCACCAUUCUCUUCAUGAUGCUGUACUUCUUUAGCAUGGCCAGCUCGAUCUGGUGGGUAAUCCUGUCACUGACUUGGUUCCUGGCAGCUGGGAUGAAAUGGGGUCACGAAGCCAUCGAGGCCAACUCCCAGUACUUUCACCUGGCUGCCUGGGCAGUGCCAGCCAUCAAAACCAUCACCAUAUUGGCCGUGGGCCAGGUGGACGGAGACGUGUUGAGCGGGGUCUGCUUCGUAGGACUCAACAACGUGGACGCGAUGCGAGGCUUCGUCCUGGCGCCGCUCUUCGUCUACCUGUUCAUCGGCACCUCGUUCCUCUUGGCCGGCUUCGUGUCGCUCUUUCGUAUUCGGACCAUCAUGAAACACGACGGCACCAAGACGGAGAAGCUGGAGAAACUUAUGGUGCGCAUCGGCAUCUUCAGCGUCCUCUACACGGUGCCGGCCACCAUUGUCAUCGCCUGCUACUUCUACGAGCAAGCCUUCAGGGAGCAGUGGGAGAGGAGCUGGGUCAACCAGGCCUGCAAGAGUUACGCCAUACCCUGCCCUCGGAACCAGCAGCCUCCCAUGACGCCGGAUUUCACUGUCUACAUGAUCAAAUAUCUCAUGACACUUAUAGUGGGCAUCACCUCCGGCUUUUGGAUCUGGUCUGGUAAAACUUUACAUUCUUGGCGCAAGUUCUACACUAGACUCACAAACAGUAAGCACGGAGAGACGACGGUGUGAGUGAGUGGAAGACGCUCUUCCCUCCGCAUUUUCCUUCCCGAAAAGGGAGGCGCGAACCACACAGAGUGAAGCCUGAGUUUUCCGAUGUGACAGACUAU